Messenger RNA from Lottia gigantea (owl limpet), 1069 nucleotides. RefSeq lists its product as hypothetical. The transcript is spliced from 7 exons. Lineage: Eukaryota; Metazoa; Mollusca; Gastropoda; Lottiidae. Gene Ontology annotation, cellular component: membrane. Gene Ontology annotation, biological process: protein maturation; protein localization to plasma membrane. The coding region runs from base 152 to 1069 and encodes 305 amino acids. The record is from RefSeq and is a predicted model, not a curated record.
GAGAAAAGGAUUGUCUGAGGAGAUAAAGACGAGACAUUUUCAGGAAUAAUGAGAAUGGAUUGAAUCUCAGCAGUGUUAAGGAGUAGUAAAGAACAUGUUUAAUGUAACCUUUAGCUAGUCUGGUUAUUAUUCUAUUACAAACUACAUCAAGAUGCAGAGAAAAAGGCGAAGAACGAAAUCUGAAGUGAGCUGCUGUAUAAAAUAUUUGAUGUUUGGGUUCAAUGUUCUAUUUUGGUUCCUUGGUGCAGCUUUAUUGGGUAUAGGAUUAUGGGCAUGGACAGAGAAAGAUAUGUUCCGUAAUAUCAGUAAAUUAACCAAUAUAGCUCUAGAUCCAGCCUUAGUGUUUAUAAUAUCUGGAGGUGUGAUGUUUAUUAUUGGGUUUGCUGGUUGUAUUGGAUCACUCAGGGAAAAUACUUGUCUGCUAUUAUUUUUUAUGAUAGCAGUUGGUUUGAUAUUUUUUAUCGAGUUAUUAUUGGGUAUAUUGGGGUUUGUUUAUAAAGAUUGGGUUAAAGAUCAAAUAGAAGGACAAGUACAGAAUAUGAUAGUUAAUUAUAGAGAAGAUGAUGAUUUACAGAACUUAGUAGACUGGGUUCAGAGAGAUUGGUUACACUGCUGUGGUGUUUAUUCCUAUACUGAUUGGCAGAGAAAUAUGUAUUUUAAUUGUUCGUCUCCUGGUGUUGAAGCCUGUGGUGUUCCCUUUUCAUGUUGUCAACCAUCAGAUGAACUAAUAAAAAAUCGACAUUGUGGAUAUGAUAUGAUGAAACCAUCUCAUGAUUAUGAUAGAUCAACUAAAGUCUAUACAUUAGGUUGUAUACCAUCAGGUGAAAAAUGGCUAGAAUCUAAUUUAAUACCUGUAGCAGGGGUGGCUGUAGGCAUAGCUUUAUUACAGAACUUCUAUCUGCACAAAAUACAAGGUAUCACCAGAAUUGCUCUCAUAUUUGGAUUGGUAAUUUAUCUUAAAAAUUACAUAAGUUCACAUAAGUAUUCUCUUUUACAGAUACUAGGAAUUUGUUUUGCUCAAAAUUUACGAAGUGAUAUACAGGCACAGUUGGCUAAAUGGCACUACUGA